Coniophora puteana RWD-64-598 SS2 is the source of this 924-nucleotide messenger RNA. RefSeq lists its product as uncharacterized. NCBI's taxonomy places the organism in Eukaryota, Fungi, Basidiomycota, Agaricomycetes, Boletales, Coniophoraceae. The transcript has 6 exons. The record is from RefSeq and is a predicted model, not a curated record. Bases 1 to 924 code for a protein of 307 amino acids.
AUGCAUCUCCCUUCGCAGCCCAACGUCUCCGCAACACCUGGCUCUCCAGAUGCUGCUGCAACUAGGAGCCGGAUCGAAGAUGCCCUCCAGAUGUUGCAGUUGCUCCGAAUCACGGAAUCGGAGCAAUAUCAACUUGGCCACCUACUUCUCGGAAUACCGCCGGACAGCGGUCGCCUCCCAAGUGACGAUGACAAGGCUUUGUCAUCGUUCACUACCGCUGUUUCUCCGUCCCUGUUGCCUGAUGCUAGCGCGCACGAUGGUAUAGAAGGAUACCCGGACGAGGACGUUGAUGAGGGCGUUUCCUGCAUCUCCAUCUCGACUACCUCAUCCUUAUCUUUGUCCCCCGUCUUCACGGCCCCAGCCCGAACCAUGCCACGUUCCGCCCCGGUUUCUCCACCUCUCUCAGCUGCCCGGGUGAUCCCUCAUGUUCAUAGCCCCAUGUCACCUUCUUCUGCUAGACCUGACGCGGAGGCGGUUAACUGGCAGGACAUCCCUUAUACCCCUGCGCCUAGCCGCACGCGCGCUGAGCGUGCAAUUUAUCUCAGACCUGACACUCCACCUGCUCUUGCCACGAGUAGCUCGUCGCACUCAGCUAUUCCGCCAGCUCAGCCUGUUCUGCUGAGCUAUGCUCGGGCUGCUCCACCGACGUUCCUUCAUGCAUCAGUCGAGGGCCCGUCUAUGGUGGGCCAUCACCAAGCUGUCUAUCACGGUGCAGUGUUCUGGGUGCCAAACGUUGGUACACCAGAACCUUAUCAUGUCGUGAUCAAAGGAACUCGCGCUGGGAUUUUCUGCGACUGGGGAAGGGCAUCAGAGUACGUUACUCGUAUUAAGGGCAACAUCCACUUCCGCGUGGAUGAUUGGGCCACGGCUGUGGAUUCUAUCAAGAGCGCGGUCAAGGAGGGCCGGCUCCAAGUCUUACAUUAA